GAUCAGUUUAGCACAGAAUUCGCAAACGACUUGAAAGUACUAGCCCAUAUCAACCAUAUACCGUGUAUCCAAAGGGAAUCCAACGAAAACAAGAAUCGUCUGUCCAACACAGUGAUUGACCAAAGAUCACAGCUCUAAUGCUCGUCUGGAACGAUAAACAGGAUACAAAUUUUUCAUUCAUUUGAGCAGAGUGCUCCAUUUGCCAGAAAUCGGGACCGGAGACAUCGUCGUAAUCAAAAAUAUUAGCAAUAUUUGUUUGUGCUUUUUUUUUGUUUUUGUUUAUUUUGAUUCGAUUUGGUUUGGUUUGGUUUGGCUAUUCGAUUUUCUUUCGUUGAAUCGGGAAAAGGGCCGGCCUGGUGAUAAUGCCCAGCAGUUUUGCCAACGAGAGUCAGUUCCGAUACCAGAGCAGCCGCAAUCGUGCCAGCUGCACAAGCCGGAGUCCCAGCGAGCCGGAAUCCCCGGCGCCGGUGACGCCCAAUUGCGAUGUAGUCGAUCAGGCGCUGGCCGAGCUGCAGCUCCAAUCGCAGGACAUACGCAAGCAACAGGACCUGGUGGACACCACAGCCACGAGCAGCAGCAGCCGAAAGCGUUCCGGAUGGGAGAUAAAGGGCUCCAAGCUAUCCCUUAACACGCACAAUCGCAUUCGGAACAUUGUCGAGUCGCUAAAGAUCAAACCGAAUCCGGAGAAGCCCAUGAUACCGCUGUCCAUUGGUGAUCCCACAACCUUUGGCAAUCUAAAAGCCGCCGAUGAGACAAUGAAGGCGGUGCUGCAUUCCCUGGAGAGCGGCAAGUACAAUGGGUAUGCCAGCACCCAGGGUCACGAGAUAGCCCGCAAAGCGGUGGCCAAAUACAGUGCCCACCAGCGUCCCGACGGAGAGAUCGAUGCCAACGAGGUGGUGCUGUGCAGCGGCUGCUCCUCCGCCUUGGAGUACUGCAUCCUGGCGCUGGCGGAUCGUGGUCAGAAUGUUCUGGUGCCGCGACCGGGUUUCUGUUUGUACUAUACGCUGGCCCAGGGCUUGGAUAUCGAGGUGCGCUACUACGAUCUUCUGCCCGAUCAGCAGUGGCGCGCCGAUCUCGUUCAGCUAGAGAGCCUGAUCGAUGAGAACACCGCCGCCCUUUUGAUCAACAAUCCGAGCAAUCCCUGUGGCAGCGUCUUCGAUGAGAAGCAUCUGCGCGAGUUGAUAGCCAUCUGCGAACGCCACUAUCUGCCCAUCAUUGCCGAUGAGAUCUAUGAGCACUUUGUGUUCCCCGGCUCCAAGCACUUGGCCGUGAGCAGCCUGACCACGGAGGUUCCAGUUCUCUCCUGUGGCGGGUUGACCAAACGCUUCCUGGUUCCCGGUUGGCGAAUGGGUUGGAUCAUAGUGCACGAUCGCAAGAAUCGUUUGCGCGAUGCCAUUGUCGGUCUAAAGAACAUGUGUGGUCGCAUUCUGGGCUCCAAUACCAUCAUUCAGGGUGCCCUGCCCGAUAUCCUGACCAAGACACCGCAGUCUUAUUUUGACGGCGUGAUUGAUGUGCUCCACUCGAAUGCCAUGCUGGCCUACAAGAUGCUGAAACAGGUGCGUGGCCUCGAUCCCGUAAUGCCCAAUGGAGCCAUGUACAUGAUGAUAGGCGUGAGCAUCGAACGCUUCCCGGAAUUCAAGGACGACACCCACUUUGUCCAGGAGAUGGUGAAUGAGCAGAGUGUCUUCUGUCUGCCGGGCAGCUGCUUUGAGUACCCGGGAUACGUGCGGAUCGUACUUACUGUGCCCGGGGCAAUGAUCGAGGAGGCGUGCUCCAGGAUUGCCGAGUUCUGCGAUCGCCACUACAAAAAGGAGUCGCGCAAUUUCAUUGAGCACGGACUGCUCGACUGCGAUGAUGUGGCCUUUUGAGCUGGGAGCAAAACAUUUAUUAGAUAUUCUAGACUACAAUUUUUAUCAAGUGUACAUAAGUGUAUGUAUGUAUAUAUACUAUAUAUAUAUAUAUAUCAAUCAUUUU
Molecule: messenger RNA, 1974 nt
Organism: Drosophila melanogaster (fruit fly)
Lineage: Eukaryota; Metazoa; Arthropoda; Insecta; Diptera; Drosophilidae
Exons: 4
Coding region: 138-185 (15 amino acids)
Source: RefSeq, marked reviewed